Thlaspi arvense is the source of this 258-nucleotide messenger RNA. The record is from the annotation of a GenBank genome assembly. NCBI's taxonomy places the organism in Eukaryota, Viridiplantae, Streptophyta, Magnoliopsida, Brassicales, Brassicaceae.
AUGGCUGUUGUCAUCGGCGGGAGAAUCUACGUAAUUGGAAAAAGCGAUUUUGAUGAUUAUGUCUGGAAGAAGGCGAUGGUGGUGUUCAACACAGAAACACAAAAGUGGGAGGAACCUGGGAUUAUAAAGGCAGACAUUGAGCUACGUGACACGUAUUACCAUGGCUGUGUGGUGAUGGUAAGCUGUACACGAGGGAUUCCAAUAACAGCUUUGUUUACGAUCCAAAGGAAAAUAAAUGGGAAAGAGAAGAGAUGCUGA